Molecule: messenger RNA, 5202 nt
Organism: Trichosurus vulpecula (common brushtail)
Lineage: Eukaryota; Metazoa; Chordata; Mammalia; Diprotodontia; Phalangeridae
Gene: RABGAP1
Product: RAB GTPase activating protein 1
Exons: 26
Coding region: 215-3418 (1067 amino acids)
Source: RefSeq, a predicted model, not a curated record
GCGGGAGGGGCGAGGGGCGGGGCAGGGAGGCCCUGGCUGAGGAGCCUCGGGGACAGGACGGCUGCUGCUGCUGAGGAGGAGACGGCGGGUCGGGUCGGGUAGGGCCGCGUUCCCCCCCUCCAACCCACCCACCCACUCACCCACCAUCCUCCGCAGAUGGGGAGGAGUUUUUAAAAGAUUUAAUCAUUCAUGAGUUGAGCUUCCUUCUUGAGUCAUGGAUGACAAGGCCUCUGUUGGGAAAAUCAGUGUCUCCUCAGACUCGGUAUCAACUCUUAACAGUGAAGAUUUUGUCUUGGUUUCCAGGCAAGGGGAUGAAACACCAUCUACAAAUAAUGGUAGCGAUGAUGAGAAAACAGGACUGAAGAUUGUAGGGAAUGGAAGUGAACAGCAGUUGCAGAAAGAGCUAGAGGAUGUACUGAUGGACCCACCGAUGGAAGAUGGUGACAAGGAACAUAUGGAAAGAACGCAGAUCGACGGAGAAGGAGAUGGACCUCUUGCAAAUGAACUCUCCACUUCAUCUACUAUUAACCCAGUGUCAUUAGCAGGACUGCAGAAACCAGAGAUGAGCCUGCCAGUGAAACCUGGACAAGGAGAUUCUGAAGAGUCCAGUCCUUUUACACCAGUGGCAGAUGAGGACAGUGUGGUCUUCAGCAAACUUACUUAUUUGGGCUGUGCCUCAGUGAAUGCUCCAAGAAGUGAAGUAGAGGCCCUAAGGAUGAUGUCUAUCUUACGAGGCCAGUGCCAGAUCUCUCUCAAUGUGACACUUUCUGUGCCAAAUGUGUCUGAAGGAACUGUAAGACUUUUGGAUCCUCAAACGAAUACAGAGAUUGCGAACUACCCCAUCUAUAAAAUCCUCUUCUGUGUUAGAGGGCAUGAUGGAACUCCUGAAAGCGACUGCUUUGCUUUCACAGAAAGUCACUACAAUGCCGAACUCUUCAGAAUACACGUCUUCCGGUGUGAGAUACAAGAAGCUGUAAGUCGCAUUCUCUACAGUUUUGCCACUGCCUUCCGCCGUUCUGCCAGACAGACCCCGCUUUCCGCCACAGCUGCACCACAGACUCCUGACAGUGACAUCUUCACCUUCUCCGUGUCUUUAGAAAUAAAAGAAGAUGAUGGUAAAGGUUACUUUAGUGCAGUUCCUAAAGACAAGGACAGGCAAUGCUUCAAACUUCGACAGGGAAUUGACAAGAAGAUUGUCAUUUAUGUCCAACAAACAAGUAACAAAGAACUUGUCAUUGAAAGAUGUUUUGGCCUUCUCCUUAGCCCUGGAAAAGAUGUGCGGAAUAGUGACAUGCACUUAUUAGAUCUGGAAUCCAUGGGAAAAAGUUCAGAUGGGAAGUCUUACAUCAUUACUGGUAGCUGGAACCCUAAAUCCCCACACUUCCAGGUUGUAAAUGAAGAAACACCAAAAGACAAAGUUCUGUUCAUGACUGCAGCUGUUGAUUUGGUCAUAACAGAAGUGCAGGAACCUGUCCGAUUUCUUCUGGAGACAAAAGUCCGAGUUUGUUCACCUAAUGAGAGACUAUUCUGGCCCUUCAGCAAACGUAGUACUACUGAAAACUUCUUUUUGAAGCUAAAACAGAUAAAACAGAAAGACAGAAAAAGUAACACUGACACUUUAUAUGAAGUUGUGUGUUUGGAGAGUGAAUCAGAAAGAGAAAGGAGAAAAACUACUGCCAGUCCCUCCCUUCGCCUUCCACAGUCAGGGUCCCAGAGUUCAAUGAUACCUUCCCCUCCAGAAGAUGAUGAAGAGGAAGAUAAUGAUGAACCUCUCUUGAGUGGAUCAGGGGAUGUGUCCAAAGAAUGUGCAGAAAAAAUUCUUGAAACUUGGGGAGAACUGCUGUCAAGAUGGCAUCUGAACUUGAGUGUGAGACCAAAGCAAUUAUCAUCCUUAGUAAGAAGUGGUGUACCUGAGGCUCUUCGAGGAGAAGUAUGGCAGCUCCUUGCAGGAUGCCACAACAGUGACCACCUAGUUGAGAAGUAUCGACUCCUCAUCACAAAGGAAUCUCCCCAGGACAGUGCUAUCACUAGGGAUAUUAAUCGUACAUUCCCGGCUCAUGACUACUUUAAGGACACAGGAGGAGAUGGUCAAGAUUCCUUAUAUAAAAUAUGCAAGGCCUAUUCUGUAUAUGAUGAAGAGAUCGGCUACUGCCAGGGCCAGUCGUUCCUUGCUGCUGUGUUACUUCUGCAUAUGCCUGAGGAACAGGCUUUCAGUGUUCUGGUCAAAAUCAUGUUUGACUAUGGACUCAGGGAACUUUUCAAGCAAAACUUUGAAGAUUUGCACUGCAAGUUUUACCAGUUGGAGCGCCUCAUGCAGGAAUACAUUCCCGACCUGUACAACCACUUCUUGGAUAUAAGCCUUGAAGCACAUAUGUAUGCUUCCCAGUGGUUUCUUACACUCUUCACUGCGAAAUUCCCUCUCUACAUGGUCUUCCAUAUAAUUGACCUGCUAUUGUGUGAGGGAAUAAGUGUUAUUUUUAACGUUGCCCUUGGUUUAUUAAAGACCUCCAAAGAUGACCUGCUGCUGACAGACUUUGAAGGGGCUUUGAAGUUCUUUCGGGUUCAGCUUCCUAAGCGGUAUCGCUCUGAAGAAAAUGCAAAAAAGCUGAUGGAAUUGGCUUGCAAUAUGAAGAUUAGCCAGAAGAAGUUGAAAAAGUAUGAAAAAGAAUAUCAUACUAUGAGGGAGCAGCAAGCCCAGCAGGAAGACCCCAUUGAACGAUUUGAGCGGGAAAACAGGCGCCUCCAAGAAGCUAACAUGAGGUUGGAGCAAGAAAAUGAUGACCUUGCCCAUGAGCUAGUGACCAGCAAGAUUGCACUGCGUAAGGACCUGGAUAAUGCUGAGGAAAAGGCAGAUGCCCUAAAUAAGGAGCUGCUGAUGACCAAACAGAAGCUGAUCGACGCAGAGGAAGAGAAAAGGCGACUAGAAGAGGAGUCUGCUCAGCUGAAAGAAAUGUGCCGCCGGGAGCUGGACAAGGCGGAGUCUGAGAUUAAGAAAAACAGCUCCAUCAUUGGUGAUUACAAGCAGAUUUGUUCCCAGUUGAGUGAGAGAUUGGAAAAGCAGCAGUCAGUGAAUAAAGCAGAAAUUGAGAAAAUUCGGCAUAAGGUGGAUGAUUGUGAGCGAUGCAGAGAGUUCUUCAACAAGGAAGGGCGUGUGAAGGUCAUCAGCUCAGCCACAGAGGCUUCAGAUGAAGAUACCGAUGAAGAGAAGGAGAUAUUGAAAAACCAGCUGAGGGAAAUGGAGCUGGAACUAGCACAAACCAAACUGCAAUUGGUCGAGGCAGAAUGUAAAAUCCAGGACCUGGAACACCAUUUGGGUCUUGCACUAAAUGAGGUCCAGGCUGCCAAGAAGACUUGGUUCAACCGAACCAUAAGUUCUAUAAAGACAGUGACUGGUGUCCAAGGGAAAGAGACUUGUUGAGGCGACACCUCCAGAUAGAGACACCUUCUUAACACACACCACCUUUGGCUGCCUUCCUCGGCCAGAUGUUUGAAUCUGUGACAUGUCAGAGGACCAGAAUGUAUAUAACCUAGAAACACAGCAGCAUGUCAGGAUUUUAAUAGAUCAAUGAUAAAUUGGAUGGAAACAUGCAAAACAAGGCUUCCUGUGUAGGACUCUCCAUACUACUGAUAUUUAACAGGUGUUCUAGCUAGAUUGAAACUCUGCAGAGCAGCACUCUGUGGAGACCCCCUAAGAGGCCUUUUUCACAAAGUCAGAGUAGGUCUGAAAACUUAACAUACCCUGCGGCCAAGUUUACAUUACAGGUGUAGGGAUCUUUUGAUCAGUUUGGAUCUUUUUUACCUUAAUUUGUGUGUGUAUGUGUCCGUGUGUGUAUAUGUACACACAUACAUACAAGCACGUGUGUAUAUAUAAAGUGUGUAUAUACAUGUUUGUAUAUAUACAUGCACACAUGUAUAGAUGUGUGUAUAUAGAUAAAUGCACACACAUGCAUGUAUAUAUACAUGUAGAGAGAAUGGCAGGGGUGGAAUGUCACUAACCAAGAAAACAACUCAAGUCUGUCUGACUCAAGUCCUUCCAGGUAGGAUCCAGGGAGUUUUUUAAAAGGAAAAAAAUGGAAGGGUUUCAUGACACUGGUUGGCGCCAUCUGGUUUUGUUAGAUAACACACCGCACAUUUUUCUGUUUGGCAUUAUUUAUGUGUUUCUAAUCAAUUCUAUGCAAUUCUUUUUUUUUUUUAAAGCACUAGCUGCCAAAUGACUUCAUAGCUCCACGUUGGGUGACUUGUCUUUGAAUGUGAGAUGUGAAAUAAUCAAAAUUGAGGCAAGUGUUAUUUUACUUAUGUCAUAUAGACAGACCUAACUAGUCUUUCCCAAGCCCACACAAAAUCAACCAUGUUGGAACCUCAACACCAGGACUGCUGACAUGUAACUAAUUAUGUGGCCAUUUGGACAACUGAUUCCGUUUUAGGGCUGUUUCUUCCCCCCACCCCAACCCCCCAAUGACAAGAUGAGUUCUCCACUAUCAAGGUUUUUAGUUUGCACAUAUGUAUGAAUGAGGAGAAACUGAAUUGUACACAUGUAGUUGGUCUUCUGGGAUGUGUAUGUAUGUUUAUCUGCACUUGCAGCAAGGUAGUGGUGCUCUGGGACUCACCAGCUAUAUACUUUCACUGACUUUCUGGGGACAUCGCACCUGCUCAGACUCUGGAUCUGUGAGCCGGGUUUCCGGAGCCCUGUUCUCAGAGUUCUUCCUGUGCAUGGGCCUCUCCCCAUUCACACUGGCUUGAAGUUCUCACUUGAAAGCUAUGGAAUGAAGAUUUUAGCACCUUGUUCCUUUUUUUAAGGAUUGUUAUUUUCACUAUCAUUUUUAAUUUAUAAUGGUUUAUGUUGUGCUGACAAAUCUCUCUUGUAUCAGUGGAUACUUUUUUUUUCUUUACCCUGUGUGCAGUGUGAGCAAGCUGGUUACAAGAAGAGACACUGGUUUGUAUAUAAAGAUACUUGGUUUAUUUUGUACUUCUUUUCUUGUUGACUGUACUAAUGCUCGCUAAUGUGACCUGUGAUGACAGAGGUGACAUGCAGCUAUAUACCCAAACCCUUUCCUUAACUACUUCCAUCAUCUUUAUUGUUUAAUCACCCAAACAAACAACUGUAAGUGUGUCCAAUAUUAAGUUGUGUGGACGUUGUGCUGGGGUAGUUUCAGUGUGUAAACUUUAUGAAUUGAAAUAUAAACCAGUAACAUUGUAUUAUUA